Selaginella moellendorffii is the source of this 3344-nucleotide messenger RNA. RefSeq names its product calcium-transporting ATPase 5, plasma membrane-type. NCBI's taxonomy places the organism in Eukaryota, Viridiplantae, Streptophyta, Lycopodiopsida, Selaginellales, Selaginellaceae. Gene Ontology annotation, molecular function: ATP binding; ATP hydrolysis activity; P-type calcium transporter activity. Gene Ontology annotation, biological process: calcium ion transmembrane transport. Gene Ontology annotation, cellular component: membrane; intracellular membrane-bounded organelle. The transcript has 31 exons. The record is from RefSeq and is a predicted model, not a curated record. Bases 127 to 3276 code for a protein of 1049 amino acids.
UCAAGUAGAAAUUAGUUCGCUCUUUGUCUUCUCCUGGUAAAAUUUGGUUCUUCCUAGAGGACAAAAUCUUCCAUCACAUUUCUUUCGUUUUGUUCUUCUUCUUUCUCUCCUUUCCAAAUCUGGAUCAUGAGCUUCGACGGAUGCACUCCCAGAUGCUCGCCUCUGUCAUCGCCGUGGCGCCGGCUUGGGGAAGAAGAGGAAGGAACUUCUUAUCUGGAGCGAUGGAGGCAAGCAACGCUGGUGAUAAACGCCAUCCAGCGCUUCAAAUGCAAUUCAGAGCAGUGUGUCCAGAUGACCUCUCAAAGCUCGCCUAACUCUCCAUCCAGAAAAUUCAGGCUUGGAACGAAUGUCAUAAGAGCUAUAUUUCGUUUUAAAGAAGCAGGCAAGUUAGCUGGAAUCGACAGGAAAGAGUUAGUCACGCUUGUUGCUGAUCACAACUUAGAGCUGCUAGAGCAGCUGGGAGGAGUUGAUGGAUUGGCGAAAGCUCUUUCGACCAGCACAAAGAAUGGGAUCGAAGACGAGGUUCCAAAGAUCGAAAGAAGGCGACUGCUGUAUGGGAGCAACACUUAUCCUCAGCAGUCGCCAAAAGGCUUCCUGGCUUUUCUAUGGGAGGCAUGCCAAGAUUUGACACUCGUUAUUCUAGGUGUUUGUGCAGUCGUCUCGCUGGCUCUUGCCUUGGCUACAAAGGCAUCUUGGUAUGAUGGUGCAAGCAUCGCUUUUACUGUGAUUCUUGUCGUCUGCGUUACCGCUUGCAGUGAUUACAAGCAAUCGUUACAGUUCCAGCGCUUAAAUGCCGAAAAACGGAAAAUACACGUCGAGGUCUUGAGAGGAGGACGACGGAUUGGAGUCUCCAUUUUUGAGCUUGUAGUGGGCGAUGUUGUACCGCUCAAAACUGGUGAUCAGAUACCUGCUGACGGCGUUCUGGUUGAGGGGUAUUCGCUGGUGGUGGACGAGUCGAGCUUGACAGGCGAAAGCGACCCUAUGUCCAAAGGACUUGAUCAUCCAUUUUUUAUGUCUGGAUGUAAAGUUGUGGAUGGAUACGGCACUAUUCUGAUCACUAGCGUUGGAAUAAACACUGAAUGGGGUCGAGCAAUGGCAGCACUUACGGACGAUAUCAGUGACGAAGAAACGCCUUUACAAAUGAGGCUUGCUGGAGCAGCGACUGUUAUUGGAGCGAUUGGUUUGGCGGUAGCAAUCAUUUGUUUCUCCAUGCUGUUCAUAAGGUACUUCGUUGAAGACUACAAGAAAGAUAAGAAAGCUGUAGCGGUUUUCAAAAGAAAUGUCAACAUCCUCUCGGUUGCUGUAACUAUUCUAGUCGUUGCUGUUCCAGAAGGCCUUCCACUUGCCGUUACUCUGAGUCUUGCUUACUCUAUGCGCAAGUUGAUGACCCAUAAAUCGCUAGUACGCCAUUUGGCUGCUUGCGAGACAAUGGGAUCCGCGACCACUAUCUGUAGUGACAAGACAGGCACGCUUACGAUGAACCAGAUGACUGUAAUCGAGUCCUGGGUUGCCGGGCAAACAAGAAGCUUCCACGAGAUAAGAGGCCUUCCAGAUGCAGUCACAAGCGUGAUCUUUGACGGGGUUGCACACAAUUCUGCUGGAAGUGUUUACUAUACACUGGACAGAAAUGGAGUUCCUGAGGUUGCCGGAAGUCCCACAGAAAAAGCUCUUCUUUCUUGGGGAUUACAGCUUGGCAUGGACUAUUCAACUGUUAGAGCUGCAUCUUCUAUAAUAGCUGUUGAACCAUUCAACUCAACGAAGAAAAUGGCAGGAGUUGCAAUUAAGCGAAAUAAUGGAACGUUGUGUGCCCUCUGGAAAGGAGCAGCUGAGAUUAUUUUGGAUCUUUGCGAGAACUGGCUGGAUGGAGAAGGAACAGAGAAGGUAUUAUCUAGCGAGAUGGUAAGCUCAAUCCACGGGACGUUAACUCAUAUGGCUGCUUCCACCUUGCGCUGUCUCGCAUUCGCAAUUAAAACAUAUAACUCCAUGGAUGGGAGGCCAAUUCCAACGGCUGGCCUCACGUUUGUCGCCUUAGUCGGCAUUAAGGAUCCUUGCCGGCCUGGUGUGCGAGAAGCUGUUCGAAAAUGUCAAGACGCAGGAGUGAAAGUUCGAAUGGUUACUGGUGACAAUGUUUUGACGGCCAGGGCCAUCGCGAGCGAGUGUGGCAUCCUCAUGCCUGGUGGAUUAGUCUGCGAGGGGAGUUUUUUCAGAAACCUUACCGACAAUGAAAGAUUUCAAAUUGUCCCAAAGAUAGACGUUCUUGCAAGAUCAACUCCAUCUGAUAAGCUUCUUCUGGUCAAAACCUUAAAGUCUCUCAAUGAAAUCGUUGCUGUCACGGGCGAUGGCACAAACGAUGCUCCUGCAUUGCGCGAGGCACAUAUUGGGCUAUCCAUGGGAAUUAUAGGCACUGAAGUCGCAAAGGAAAGCUCAGACAUUAUUAUUCUGGAUGAUAACUUUGCGUCGGUUGUCAAAGUGGUGCACUGGGGUCGUAGUGUUUACGAGAAUAUCCAAAAGUUUAUACAGUUUCAACUCACAGUUAACCUUGCUGCCCUUUCGACUAAUUUGGUAGCUGCUGGGAGAUCUGAAAAUGUACCACUUAACACUGUACAGUUGCUAUGGGUGAACCUGAUAAUGGACACGCUUGGGGCUUUAGCACUAGCAACAGAGCCUCCAACAGAAGAAAUGAUGGAAAGAGCUCCUAUCGGACUAAGCGAGCCGUUGGUCACAAAUGUCAUGUGGAGAAACAUCUUUGGCCAGGCUGCAUAUCAGGUUGCCGUGCUGCUGGUGCUGUAUUUCAGAGGCGAUCAGAUAUUACAUUUGAAGGGAAGCCCGGCUCAAAAGAUCGUACUACGAAACACGAUCAUUUUCAACUCUUUUGUGUUAUGCCAGGUUUUUAACGAAAUCAACGCAAGGAAGCUCCAGAAACUCAAUGUGCUCAAGGGAGUCUUUCAGAGUUAUCUGUUUUGCACCGUCAUAGGCGUUACUUCUGUGAUCCAGAUUGUGAUCAUCGAGUUCCUCGGCAAGUACUUCAAGACAACCCGACUUGUCAUUCACUACUGGCUCCUGUGUGUUGGUAUUGGCUUUCUAAGCAUCCCUCUCGCUUGCCUCAUGAAGCUUGUGCAUGUCCCGAAGAAACCGAUUUUCAAUGCGAACUGGUCACGCCGACGUCGCAGACCACAACAUCCAGGGACCGAUACCAAUGGAACUUGCUGGGAGUGGAAGAAAUGGAAUAAGAAUCAAAGCAGAGGAUUUGAGCAUGCUGUACAAGUAGAGCAGUAGUAAGGUAAAGCUGGCUUUCAAGGAAAAGCUGUUCUUCUCAUUCAGGAAAGAUGGCGAAGUCAUAGAUC